This is a messenger RNA of Botrytis porri, 3591 nucleotides long. RefSeq lists its product as uncharacterized. The coding region runs from base 1 to 3591 and encodes 1196 amino acids. The transcript has a single exon. The record is from RefSeq and is a predicted model, not a curated record. NCBI's taxonomy places the organism in Eukaryota, Fungi, Ascomycota, Leotiomycetes, Helotiales, Sclerotiniaceae.
AUGCUCCGUCGAAAUAGUUCUAGUCGACCUAGUCGAAACAAAUCAACAUUAUCAACACAUCCAAAACACGAUUUUGUCGACCCCGAAGAGUCUCGUAUGCAUGCUCAAGCUGCAGCAAUGCAUGCUUUCAAUAGGGCCCAAGAAAGGAAUGGCACUAGUUAUGGAAACAGGAACGGACUUUCACGAAGCAACACUACAAGUCAAGAAAAUCAAUGGCGGUCGAGUCAACAAAAUAGUUCUACCAGUCUUGAUAACCCAGGGCUCAAACGGCAGCAGAGUGUUCGGUUUGCAGGCCCAAAUGCAGUAAAGAGACGCCAAUCGACAGGGAAAAGGGCGGACCCCCCAGCAUUGAACCAGAAACUAAGUACUGCUACUUUGAGACCUAUUGUGAUGACCACGAAUACUCCGGUCCCAGCAGCGUAUCGUCCACCGAGUCGAUCUUCUUCAAUUGGCAAAGCUUCACUUGGCAAAUCAGCCGUCCGAGACUACUCUGCUCAUAAUUACGUUACUAACUUAGAUUACGACGAAUACUAUACACAAGAGAAUGAUGUAGCCUCGACACCAUCUUCAUAUCGACGAAUCAGAAAGUCAAAGUCCAUGUUUAGCCCCUUAUCGGCGCCAACCAACGUCUUCUAUAGCAAUGGCAGCCCUGACCGCACCAAUUGUUCAUCCACUCCGCGGACGUUAGAGAGCAGCAAUGCUCCAUUGCGAGCUCCAAAGUCAAUGAGUUUCCUCCGAGGGGGGCGGGACUACUUCAAAUCUACAUCGUCUCGCGAAAGAAACGACGAUGCCGUCCAAAUGGCCAGGGAUAGAUUCUUUGUUCAAGCUAAUCAACAAAGACUUCGGGAGCAGCCGUCUUUUCUUUUUAGGUCGAAGGCACAGCGACAGGAAAAGCCUUUUAGAAGGUCGGUUCGAAGUAGCAGCGGAAAGUCUGCAGCGACAUAUAAUUCGGCCGAAUCUAUAAGAGAGGGUGGCCUAAGAGCCAAAGCUCGCAAGGUAUCCCAAGGAUUGAAAAGCAAACUCUGGAAAGUUUUUGGCCGCAGCAAAGAAGAGCCCAUCGCUAUCCCCAAUCAACAGGUGGACGCCAUUGAAACUCACGUCCGAGCAUACGGUGGGAAAUUAUCAUCAGAUCAUGAGUCGUUCGAUGAUAUUCCUAGACGCGAGGAGGCCGCAUUUGCUCAUGUGGCAGCUAGAGUCCCAUCAUUACGUGCUAUUGCUUCAAGUCAGAGACUUAAAUCACAAAGUGGUAGUAUUCGUAGCUUACGAAGUGAUCAUAGUGAUGAAAAGUCCAGAGUAACAAGCUGGACUAAUAGUACAGCUAACAACACUGUCACCAGUCAAGGGCUGCGUCCUCCGCCUAGCAGAGAUCAAAGGCUUUCUAUCAUCAAUGAAUCAGGUACACAUAUCUCUAAAGCAACAUUUCAUCGCCCAAAUGUAAAGAAUCAACAUCCCGCUUAUCCUGCCUUUCAUCGCCCUGGCCAUAUCCAACCAAUUCGACCAGGAGGUGUUGAUAGCGCCAGACUCUGCUCUGCUUUGAUGAAGCGUCUCGACGAGAAUAGCCCAGAAGCAAUACUCGCAAAGUCAAAGAAAGCUAGCACCGAUACUCUCGGACUUGAGAAAGUGCCUAGACGAAGUAGCUCCUUUACCAAUACUCUUCCACAGCCUAAUAAGCCAUGGAUUCGACAGGUCCCCCCUGAUUGUGACUCAAGCAAUCAGAGCCAAAAUCAGCAUCCUGAACUAUACCAUUCGAACAACGUUGAUCUAAUACCCACCACGAGCGGCGAAGAAUUAUUUGGUCAGGCAAUUGGCUCCGAGCAUCAAUUUAACUCUGCAGAUUUACCAUUAUGUAAUACACAACCUCAAAAUCAAGACGAUGUGUUUUCCUCACACCCAGGAUCUAGUCAAGGCAACUCCUUCCACCAAGUCAAUUCAUUUCAUCAAGACAACUCAUUUCAUCAACGUGUUCACCAGCGUAAUUCAAAGUCUGCACACAGACGCCACUUAUCCGAUAUUGAUGCCGCAUAUGACCCUGUGCAAGACCCUUCAGGGCUCACUCCGCAGCAAGUCGCACAGCGGGAUGAUCCUAUAGUUCCCAAACCAAAAGUCAUCCGCGAGGCAAGGUCUGCAUUCUUUGGAGGUACGACAUUUGCAAUUGACAGAGCGGGAAACACAAGUCCCUAUCGUCGCGCUUUGGCGGCAAGCGACAAUUCUGCCGUUUACAACGAAGUUAGCAUGGCACCCGUAAAUGAUGACGUUUAUAGCGAGAGUGUUUACUCUCGAAGUAUUGGCCGUAAUCUUUCGGAGGCUAUGAGUAGUGAUACGUCGGUGCCACUCGCAAAUGUACGAAUGCCGUCAUUACCUGUCGAUAGCUCAACCCCCAACGGUGGCGGCGGUGGUGGUGGUGGUGCUGUAAUUAUCAACAGCACAACCUAUCGUCCAACUCAUCAGAGACAAAGAGGUGAAAAUUCUGGCGGUUCGAUUGAAUGGCAAAAAUGGAUGUCUUCUGAAGUGGAAAAGUUGGAAAGACCAUCUGGAAAUGAUCGAGUGAGCGUCAGUAACAUCGAACGAUCACUAUCACCCACGCCUAUGAUGUCGAACUCCUUUCACAUUGCGCACAGAAGAGAAAAAGCUCAGAUGGCUGAUGAUGAUACGGAUAUCGCUCAGAAGAAACUUCCUGUUGGUAAACAACCGCUCGGUCUCAUUCAUCAGAAUCUUAAAGCCCAAGUUCUUUUGAAACCGAUUCUGAAAAAACGCUCAACGACAUCUUUGGCUGAAAAUGCUCUCAUUGACAGCACAAAACCACGCGACAUUCCUCCUGCACCACCACUUCCACCUCCACUUCCUCUUAGAUCGACACUAAGACCAACACAAAGCAAGACAAGUCUGAAAAGUACCUCGAACUCUCAACAGGCACCAGCAACCCCAAAUUCCGUCAGUCACCCCCAGAAUCCAAAUCCGAAGGCUCGCAACGUCUUGCACAAACGGCUCUCGUCUGCAACUCUCAGAAGCGCACCAACAACACCUAAUCAUGGUGUAGAAAAACAAAACCCCAGUACGCGCAAUGUACUACAUAAAAGAAAUGUCUCGGAUGCGACAAUGAAAAGUUGUAAGAGUAUUAGAAGCGUCAAGAGUUUCGAUACGAGUGCAAGUCAAAAUUGUAGCUUUACAACUAGUCCGGCGAAAUUGGUUAAGAGGAGUGGGAGACCGGUGUAUGAUUUUACGCCGCAGAGUAGUCCGGGGACGGGCAUUGGGGCCGCGGUGGAGAGACAAUUUGGGAGUGCGAAUGCGAAGCAGAAUGGAAGUUUACGUGGAACGGGAAGAUCGAGGGUGAGAGCUGGGGGGAGGGAAAAUGAGAGGGUGGGUGGUGGAGGGGGAGUAGAUGAGGUUUAUGGGGUGGAGGGAAGUGGAGUGGUGGGUUCGAAUGGGUUGGGGGUGGUGCAACAGCAGGUGGGUAGUAAACAGAUGGUGGAUAGGUUUUUGAGUAGUAGACGGAAGAGAAUUGCUAGUGUGGGGACGAUUGCGGGAGGGAGUAUGGGGGAGGAUGGGGGUGGGGGAAAUGGUGGGAUGGGUGAUGGGGCGGUGUUUCUUUAG